Molecule: messenger RNA, 4244 nt
Organism: Neodiprion virginianus
Lineage: Eukaryota; Metazoa; Arthropoda; Insecta; Hymenoptera; Diprionidae
Exons: 10
Coding region: 452-3784 (1110 amino acids)
Source: RefSeq, a predicted model, not a curated record
GACGCAGGCGACGCAGUUUACGACCGACGUUCAGGGAGCGCGGUUGAUGCUCCGGUUCGUUCUCUCAUCUUCUCGCUCUCUCCCUCUCGUGGAUGUGUACGUACUUCAGAGUGAGGUGCGCGGAUGGUGCGAGACGACCUCGCGGUGAAACUCGAUUCGAAAUUCGUUAAUGAAAGAGAAAAGAUAAUGAAGGAGAAAAAGUAAGAAAGAGAGUGAAAAUAGACUCGAACAAACAUACGAAUACGGAGAUCGGUCCGAUGUUGUUAUCAUCGAUUUGAAACAAUCGAAAAUCGGGAGUAAAGUAAAACGCGCGGAGACAAUAAGAGAACAAUCACAAUAAUGUGAAUCUGUGCGAAGAGUUUCGGCUAAUCUCUGAUGCUUGUUUGUUAGUUACAAUUGUUGAGUUCGAACCUCGCCGACGAAAGGACGCAGCCAGGUCAUACUUCGCAGCAUGGAUCUACAACGAAAACAACAACAGAGGGAAGAGCAUCGGGAGCAGCGACGCGACCUCAGCGUUGUUUUCGCUAUCGCAGUGUCCUUGACGAUCAUUGCAAGCGGCGUUGGAGCGACUGACGGAGAGGAUAAAUUGGCAGCGGUAUCGAGUCUGAGAAUAUUGGAUUCAGCGGGGAUCGUUUAUUCUAACAAAACGCUGCCGGAAGUAAAACCGAUCGAGGAAUCGAGGGAGAGGAAAGAGAUGGAGGUGGAGGAGGGAAUCGGCGACGAUGAAGACGAGGAUGAAACCCUGGGUGGAGAUGAGGCCGAGGAGUACGAAGGCGAGGAAGAGGACGAGGUCAACGAAUAUACCGAGGAAUUGAAGGCUCUCGCUGAAUCACACGAAGCUAUGUCGCGACGCGACGAUCAACAUCCGGGGACGAAGAAUCGCAGCGGAAACGGUCAGUCUUCGCCUUCCGGGAGUCCGGAUCUUCCUCUCCGGCUCGAUACGGCCAAGAAGGAUUUUGACUCGAGGGAGAAAAGCGUCGAAAGCGGAUCCGACGAGAGCGAAACUUCGAACGAAGCCAUUCUCGAUGGUACAGAAUCGGAAGACAAGGAGGUGACCGAACUCCUAAAGUACAAAGGGACGAAUCACUUCAGAGUCGGUGGCAAGAAUGAAGGGAAGGAGGACAAGGAUGAAAGUGUGAAGAUGAAACGAGUACCGACGGUAAAAAAGGAACUGAGCACCCAGAAGGAGAUCAAAACACGGAAUGAUUCCAGUGCAGUUGAGAAGAGAUUCAGCACAAAGGAGACACUCGAGGGGCUAAAUGAUGAGGUCAAGCAGAAUUCGAUGGGACAGGCGAAGGAAUCCCGGGAUGAUAAAACUGCGAGUAUCUUGACUUGUGAGUCAUCCGGUGUUAGUGAUGUUGACGAAGAGGAGUUCAUGGAACCGGAACUUGAAGAUUACAUGGACGAAAAUUUGGACGCCGAUAAGCCAACCGAUUUUAAAGUCGGUAACUUUGAUCCCGCGAAGCUUGAGGACCCAAGGAAAUUGGACAAGAGGCAGGAAGCUGUUCUUCGCGAUUUGGAGGCUUAUUUGAGGGCUGAAUACGAUGCGGAUCAGGAACAACAGCAGAAGCUUCAAGAGCUUGGAGCCCAAGAAGGCGCCCUGGCCGAAAGUUUGCUCGAACUGCUGGUGAAGCUUGCCGAAAACCCUCGUCGAUGGAAACGAGUUCAUCGACUUCUCAUGGACGUCGAGGGUGGCUUGGAGCUUUCGCGGCAAGCGCUCGAGGCGAGAAAAAGAGCUUUUAAUCUGAACUCGUCGGCUGCGACGACUGUGACGCCGACUACUACGUCCCCGGUUUCAACGACACCGAAAAAACCCCGUAAAAAGCCUAAGCUAAAGAAAAAGAAGAAGAAGCAGAGACACCACAGAUUUUCUACAACUACCACCAGCCUGCCGACCACCAUACCAUUGCUCACGACCACUGAAGCACCCUGGCUUAUAACCACACCGAUGAAGUGGCGAUUGGUUGCCGAAAGACUAUUCGGUCCUCCGUGGGCCCAAGAUUUGCAGGACGAUCCGGAAGUGGCUAAGGUGCGUCUCACGGCGCCGUCGGGACCGAGAAAAGUGUCGCUUGUAGGAGGAGGUCGCGACUUCGUCGAUCAGUUAGGGGUGCGAAAGCAGCUGGACGAGCACAAGGCGUUGAACACCGAGCGUCAGGCGCUGAUGUUGGAGUCUUCGCGCGAGUACACGGAGCCGCGUCGAGUUCAUUACGGGAAGGUGAGCACCCACCAGGGUGGAAUAUCAUCGAGUCGAGAACCGUCGACGGAAAGCGUCGCCGGUUUCCGAACUGGAAAUCGGGACCCGGCUCGGGUUCGAGGCUACGAUCCGCCACAGGAUCGUCGGCUGGGUCUCGGCAGCUACGCUGCCCAGCUUUAUUCCCGGGGCCACAUGACCUCGGCAGGUGACGAAUUCGGCCCCGUUCAGAGCUAUGCCCAAAAUCGCGAGUAUCGGCCGCCAGGUCGGGAAUACGCGGCAAGCGCGAGCUGGCGGGAUUCUAGAUACAAGUACGGACGGCCGAGUUGGAAAGCCGAGGAUCCGGAACAGUGGCGAAACUACAAAUUCGAGCCCAGGGAAUACUGGUCUUCCAGAAAUACCGCUUGGGAAAGACGCCCUGCUCCAUGGGAACCGCCAAAGAAUCCCGCGCCCUGGGAGGAAGCGGUCUCCGCAUCUCAGACCAAGGGCAACGACGAAUCGGCCGGUACUCCCGACCCGAAAAUCACCGUCAAGACCUGGAAUAGCCUUACCUCUGAUCCUGCUACGUGGCCGUUUAAACUCGCGGAUACCAAACCAUGGCCCAAAGAUGCUAAUGGAAAAUCUUAUAAUCCCAAUGCCGCCUUGGUUAGGAAACUUGGGCUCGAUCAAGACGCGAAAACUCAACUCGAGACUCACAAUGUUGGAAGCGAUUUGCUGCAACUGCAGAAAAGCAACGGUCCAUCGGGAAUGAAGUACAAGGGAAAAGGUAAGGAACUGAAAAAAGAGGCGGCGACGACAGGUGUCGAAGCGGUGGAAGGGUGGUCGCCGAAAGCGGCCAUGUCUCCGAAGAUUCAAUCGGUCGGUGCAUGGGUGAUGCCAGCGGAUCAGUCGACCUGGAAGCCGUAUAAUCUGAAGACCGUCGACUCGUACGGCGAACCGAACAGACAAAGAUGGAACCCAGAGUUCCCGGGUAAGUUUUCGAAACAGGGAGACGCUGGAAGCUGGCCGAAGUGGAAACAGUUCGCCUAUCACAGAGUUACCGCCACCCCAAUUUUAAGCCAAGGAGCUCCCCUCGACGGGCCGAGGGCACGGAAUAACGCGUACAUCGCGGUUUCUGCCGUUACUUCACCGAAGUACAAUGGUAAUCAAUGGAGGAAAAACGACAUCGAGGAAACUCCCGUCGCUCAAAACGCCGCACCGCCUCUUUUAGACUCCGAUCAUCCUGUGAGUCAACUCAGAGCAGCCGGUGGCCCCCCUAUUUACACAUGGAAAAAGGACGGCGUUACUUCCAAGGUCGGUGUUGAUACUGGAAAAGUAAACGCCACUGAUCCACUCGAGGAACAACUCGAAACUCUGAGGAGGGACACCGCCUGGUCGCAUGAUGAAAAUCGCGACAAGAUUAAGAAACAGCUGAAUGUGAUUAACGAUGCUUCGGAGACGUUAGCCUCUCGGUUUGCAUCGGGAGGUACAUCAAACUCUUCAAACAAAUUAGAAACGUCAGCAAUUCCCGCUGAGGAUGGUGGCAAGGGUCAUAACAGUCCUGAUCUUGAUGCAGAUACUGACCAGAAUACCAAGGAUGUCUCGCAUAAAUAGAGAUCAUCCAACCGCGAGGAUGGUUCUGAUAUAUGUCUAGAUACCGUAUUGUUCCGAAUAUAAGCCGAGGGGCUUUUUUGUUGCCAGCACCCGGCAAAAUCGUCCUCGUCUUAAAAUAAAACACCCCGAAAUACUGUCUCAAAAUUGGGGGUCGGCUUACAGUCGGAACAAUACGGCACAUUUGUGGAAAAGAAAUGUUAUUGAAGAAAUGGGAGACAUGAGCAAAGUGAAGUGGCAUGACUUUUUUAUUUAUUUAUUUGUUUUUUUUUUUUUUUAUUAUUCUUGCCUAUCAAUUUUUCUACCACACUCGAAUUCACACAAUGAAAUGAAUAAAUGAACGAAAAAAAACAUUUUUAUUCCGAAUAAUUGAUGAUGCUGAACUGUGUGAAAAGUUAUUUUCUCUUUGACCUUGUCUCCCCUAAUUCAAUACACUAGGCAUUGUCAUUAUCAAUUUAGUAAU